UAACCCUAGCACUCUAACCUAUAUAUACCCACACCCUCUAACCACUUUCUCUCUCUUUCUCCUUCUUCUUCUUUUCCCUGAUUCUCCAUUAAUACCAAAUUAGGGUUUCUUCACUGUAAUGCGAUUCCUUCACCCAACAACCUCACAAGAUUAACCUCCAAUCUUUCAUUCCAAUGGCAGAGAACAAACCCGGCAUCAUCGGUUACGCUUUGGCGCCCAAGAAACAGAACAGCUUCAUCCGCGACUCACUCCUAACGCUCGCCAAAUCGCGCGGAAUCCAACUCGUCCGAGUCGACUCUGACCGUUCUCUAGCAGAUCAAGGUCCCUUCGAUUGCGUCCUCCACAAACUCUACGGCGACGACUGGAAACGCCAGCUUCAAGAGUUUCAAUCAAGAAACCCUAAUGCGGUGAUUCUUGACGCUCCCGAAGCGAUUGAGCGGCUUCACAACAGAAUCUCAAUGCUCCAGGUUGUUUCCGAGCUUAGGGUUGACGACCGAACCGAGACGUUCGGGAUCCCGAAGCAGAUUGUGAUUUACGAUAAGGAAACUCUCUCCGACGGUCAGGCUUGGGAGAGUUUGAAGUUUCCGGUGAUAGCGAAACCGCUUGUGGCUGACGGGAGUGCGAAAUCGCAUAAAAUGGCUUUGGUUUUUAGCCAUGGUGCGUUGAAUAAGCUGAAGCCUCCGAUUGUUUUGCAGGAGUUUGUUAAUCACGGUGGGGUGAUUUUCAAAGUGUAUGUUGUUGGUGAGAGGGUUCGUUGUGUGAAGAGGAAGUCUCUGCCUGAUGUUUCGGAGGAGAAGGUUUUGGGGGUUUCUGAAGAUUUGCUGUCGUUUUCGCAGAUUUCGAAUCUGGCGAACCGGGAUAGUGUGAAUGAUGAUGAGAAGUUUUAUCAGAUGAUGAGUUUGGAUGAUACUACUGAGAUGCCUCCGCAGGCUUUUAUUGUUGAUAUUGCUAGUGGGUUGAGGAAGGCGAUGAAGCUGAAUCUGUUCAACUUCGAUGUGAUUCGUGAUUCGAGAUAUGGAAAUAGGUAUCUUAUUAUUGAUAUCAAUUACUUUCCUGGGUAUGCUAAAAUGCCGGGUUAUGAAAGAGUUUUAACUGAUUUUUUCUGUGAUUUGAUACACAAGAAAGAUGCUGAUGAUAAAAAUGUGAAAGAGAGUGAGGUUAUAACUGAUGGUGAUAAGAGCAAUGCUGAGGUUUUAACUGAUGAAAUAGAUAAGUCCAAGUCUGUUACAGUACAAAAAUGAUUGUGUGAAGCAUAGUGGUUGUUGCUGUGGUUUUUGCACAACCAGAGUCAGAGUCAGAGUUUCUCUCCGAUGGACCCUUUUAUCUGAAUUUGCAGCUGUGAUCAAGAAAAAGAUUUAGUUCAAAGAUUUAGUUCAAGAAUUUCUGAUUAGGUGUAGAAAUUGGGUGGGUCCAAUGGUGAAAAACUAGUUUUAGGUUUGUAUGUUGGUUAGUUUUUCUUUAACUUCUUUUAACAUGUAUAUUCUAUCCAUCAUUGCUUUGGAGAUAGGUACCUUUUUCAAACACUGUCAAGGUUAAAGAAAAUUGUAUUUUGAGGCUAAGAUCAGAAUACUAGAAACUGUUUUGCUUUGUGCUUUUUAACUCAA
Messenger RNA from Vicia villosa (hairy vetch), 1604 nucleotides. RefSeq names its product inositol-tetrakisphosphate 1-kinase 1. Gene Ontology annotation, cellular component: cytoplasm. The coding region runs from base 174 to 1241 and encodes 355 amino acids. Gene Ontology annotation, molecular function: inositol-1,3,4-trisphosphate 5-kinase activity; ATP binding; inositol-3,4,5,6-tetrakisphosphate 1-kinase activity. The record is from RefSeq and is a predicted model, not a curated record. NCBI's taxonomy places the organism in Eukaryota, Viridiplantae, Streptophyta, Magnoliopsida, Fabales, Fabaceae. Gene Ontology annotation, biological process: inositol trisphosphate metabolic process. The transcript has a single exon.